UCUCUAUCUAUCUAUCUACUGUGUCUCUCUCUCUUGCUCUGUCUGUCUAUCCAUCUGUUUGUCUGUCAGAUAGAUUGAUAGAUUGAUAGAUUGAUAGAUUGACAGAUUGACAGAUUGAUAGAUUGACAGAUUAACAUUUCUCAUAGUAAGAUACCAAAAUGUUUUGAUUCGUCAUAGAUUUCUUUUAUUUCAAUCUAUCUGUCUUGUCUGUUCGUCUGUCAUUGUUUUGAAGGGAAAGAAAAGAAAAAAACAACAGUACAUGUUUUUGACAGAAUGCUUUAAAAUUGAUACGGUGACAAUAAUACUGUGGAGUAUUUGGGAUGAGAAUAUAAAUUCUGAAGAAGGGAUCAGUAGUUGUAUUGAUAUGACGGUCAUGUUAACAAAAACAUAUUACUUAACAGUAAUCCAGCUUGAGAGACACAGAGGAGACAACAUUUGAGCUCUAUCACCUCAUCACCAGAUAAAGCUAGACAGCAUGUAGCCUCAUAUUUUGAUAAGAGGCUACAUCAAUGUAUAACCUCUAAAUGUGAGUCAUGAUCAAAUACAAGAUAUUAACCCGCCUCAUCACAAACAGAGAGCGAUUACAUGACUGUAUUUGUGAAGGUGCAGCUUUAUCAGUACAGAGUGUAAGCGUAGUCGAGCCCACACUUACGCCUAUGAGGCUUUCAGACAAGAAGACUAAUGUUGAAAUCCUCAAUACAAAAUUAACAGUGAACAUAUUGAAACGAGGUUCUGCCAUAUAAAUAUGAUGUCAUUUAUAGGUUGGCAAAGAGGGCAAAGGGCCAUAAAGUAAUAUUCCUGAACAUACUGUACUUUGGAGGUUGCAGCUCAUGUUACAAAAUAAAAUGACUGACGUGAGCACCACGCUGCUGCCUUCAGUUUUAUAUUUAUGUAAUUACUUCAUCUGUGGGGGAUUGGACAAGGUGCUGUACAGUUAAGUGAUAUCACAACUGCAGUGCAAAGUAAUGUUGCCCGUACUCGUACAGCUGCGAUCAAUGUUACUGUGGCCUUUGCAAUACAACUGUAAAUAUAUCUCCAGUACACUACAUGCUUCUAGAACAUCGCUCCUUAAAUAUCUACAAGUUAUAUAAUGUGGAGGAGAAAGUCAUAUUUACUGUGUGAAUUAUGGAGAUCUUGCAUUGAUUUUAUUUUUUUGUCAGAGACUGUAAUUUUCCAGUCCGGCUCGACAAAUGAGACUUAUUUCAUGAGCCGUUUUCCUUGUUGCGAGUUGGUCCCAAAGUGUAAACAUGAGACAUGAGGACAUGUUAUUUAUGGUGCUCAGAUUGCUAACGCGUAGGCUUGUGUUCAUAAUGUUUACAGUGUUACCGUGUGAUGCCCACACACAGAAAUGACCACUGAUCAGGAUCUGACUAUGGAUGGCCAGCCAGCCACAGCCGUGUUUGCUGCAAAGGGCAUUGAUGUAACAACUAGUAAAGACCAAGGAGUUAUCAAGGUUGUGAAGCGUCAUGGGCUCGAUGGAGAGAGACCGAUGGUUGGGGACAAAGUGACCGUCCACUACACUGGGAAGCUGCUCACCGGGGAGAAGUUUGACUGCAGUCGAGAUCGCAAAGAAGCUUUUUGCUUCAAUGUGGGCAAAGGACAAGUCCUCAAGGCCUGGGAUAUUGGUGUGUUGUCUAUGCAGAUGGGCGAGGUGUGCACGUUACUGUGUAAACCAGAGUACGCUUAUGGAUCUGCGGGAAAUCCUGAAAAAAUUCCUCCCAACUCGUCAGUUGUGUUUGAGAUGGAGCUACUCAAGUUUGAAGGAGAGAUUCUCACUGACGAUUCCGGCAUCAUAAGAAGAAUAAAGGUCAAAGGUGACGGUUACACUAAUCCCAACGAUGGCUCAAGCGUUGAAGUGCACCUGGAGGGAAGGUGUGGUGAUCGACUGUUUGACUGCAGGGACGUCUGCUUUAUUGUCGGCGAGGCUGAGGAUAAAGGCGUUCCUCUCGGAGUGGACCGAGCCAUGGACAAGAUGCAGAAAGGAGAGUGCUGUGUACUUUACUUAAAACCAAAGUAUGGCUUUGGAAGCGAAGGUAAACCUGAGUACAAAGUUGGACCAGACAGAGACUUGAUAUACGAAGUUACCCUCAAAAGUUUUGAAAGGGCUAAAGAAACCUGGGAAAUGGAGUUGCCUGAAAAGCUAGAUUUGGCUGCUGGAGUUAAGCAUAAAGGGAAUCAGUAUUUUAAGGUAGGUCUGUACUACCAGGCAGUCAUCCAGUACCAGCGUAUCGUUUCCUGGCUGGAGAUGGAGUGUGGUACUGGGAUAGAGCAGCAGAAGAGGAUACAGUCUUUUACGUUGACAGCACACCUCAAUCUAGCAUUGUGUUUCCUGCGGAUGAAAGAGUUUUCACAAGUUGUGGACAACUGCAACAGGGUGAUUGAGCUUGAUGAGGACAACGAGAAGGCUUUGUAUCGUCGUGGGGAAGCCCGUCUCCUUCGUAACGAGUUCAGCAUGGCCAUGGAAGACUUUCAGCAAGUGCUGCGAGUCAACCCUUCAAAUCGAGCGGCACAUGCUCAGAUUUCCAUCUGCCAGAGCAAGAUUAAGGAACAUCAUGAACAGGACAAGAAGACCUACGCCAACAUGUUCCAGAAAUUUGCCGAACGGGACACCAAGAUUGGAAAGACGAAGAGGAGGCGGGAUGAGAGCGUGAGGAGCAGCAUGAACGGUGAAGUGAGCAACAAACGACGGCGGAGGAGUCAGGACUGCCCAUCGUAAAAGAGACAUUUAAAGGGGAGGAAAAGAAAGACAUGCUUUCCUUUGCUUUCCAAGUCCAGGAAGCAGGGGCAGGAACGAAGUCGUAUAAAAGCCUCUAAUCCAAACCUCUUCAUCCCAAAAUCCAACAUUACCAUUCCUGCAUACAAAGCAGAGUUUAAACAGGGACGUUUGCAAGCCAAACAGCAUUUCCCUUGUCACAUGGCCUGUGCAACUGCCAGGACGUACCUUCAAAUGGAAUUAGCAACGCAGAAUCAGUGAGUUAAGAUUGGUGAACACUUCAACCCCCCAUCUUUUGUUUCUUUAAAAACACAGAGCAAUUCCUUUGAAUUUGCCAUUAGGCUACAGUGUAGAGUUCAGAUGUGCCUCCACAGUGUGUUUCAUAUUCCCAAACUGUAUGUGCUGAUUUUCAGACCUCUGGCUUGUAUUUGCUAUUAAGCCUUUUUCUUGGGCAGCUGCAUGCAGACAUCACGAGGUGUUUGGGAUUGAGACAUGAAACUUUGCUAUUUUUGAAUUUUGCAAUACCAUAUGUACUUUGGAUAAAAGGCUUAUCAAGUCCCAGAAGCUCAGUGGUAUUUUAAACCUUUCCCUGCAAAAGUAAGAAAAAGUAAAAACCCAUAACUUUGUUCAUACAAAUAUAAUAACGCCUGCAUUCAUGUAAAGUAAUGUUGGGAAAACUGAAAAUACAGAAAUAUUAAAGUGUUAGAAAUCUAGGACUUAAAAACAAUUGUCCUCCAAACAUGAAUCUCCAAUAUUGCUUUAAUCAACAAUAGAAACCUCAAGUUUCCGAUCAGCAGAGGUAGAGCGUAGAAUCUGAAACAAGCACAAACUACAGAUACUAAAUUAUACCAAAACAUAAAUCUUUAAUUCUGGCGUUCUGGCAAAAUCACAAUUCACUGUACUUGGUUAUUGCUAGUAACAGCUGAAUUAAUAUUAUUUUGUGACAUUGAGCUGCUACCUAUACAGGGAAAUUAGUAUUUUUUUAAAAGCCUACAACAGAACAUAAACUGUGGUGCAGAAAUUAUUUCCAGAAAUAUAAUUCAAAUUAAGCCCCUUGUUUUGGGCAAAGAUGAAGCGUUGUUUUACAAUGAAUAAGACCCUGCACUAAAAUAAUUUAUUCAUGAAUGCAUGUGUGAUAGGUAAUUUUUAAUUUGUUGAAAUCUUGUUUUUUAUCCAUUAAACACGAGUUUUGUUUAUGAGAAGCCAGUCUAGUAUUGUAGUAAAAGGAUGAUCUGUGGGAGUGAUAACAGAUGACAACAUCCUUUUCAUGGACUGAUUACAUUUUAAGACGGCAGCUGCAAAACCUUAAUGAAAAAAAAUACAAAAGUAUAAAAUAUAUAUAUAAAAUUAUAUGUUUCUACUCCCAAGGUUUGGUGGAUUUUAGUGAUUGAUGACUUUCUUCUUCUGUUGCACUUAUUGUAUGUUUAUCUAUCAGCUAAUUGCAUAAACAAGCAUGGCACAAUCCUCAACACACAGAAUCUUCAAUUAACAGAUGACUGUCAGAAAUCCUUAUAAUUAUGAUGAUAACCUCUUACAGAAGGAGGCAUUUGAUCAUAACAUCCUAUUCCCACCUCUGUAUUUGUGAGUGCAAGUGGGAGAGAGACACAGAAACCACAAUUAAGCUUUAAAACCGUCAGAACCACAGUCAAAUCUUUCAGAAAUAUCAAGUCUGGUAAUGUGAUCAACGACAUUUUACAUCUGUGUAGGUCUUUUUGCCUCAGUCUCAGCACUGGUGUCUCUUUAUUUCACUGCAUCUAUUUCAUUUUUUUAAUUUUUAAUUUUAAAUGUGUGAAUGUUAGAUAGUAGACAAUGUUGCACAUUGGUGACUGUCAAACCAACGCUGUUAUCUUUUCAUGAAAUGUCUAGAUACGGUCUUGACAAUAAUCUGAAAAUGUUUUAUAAACAUUGGUUGGUUCAGAAUGAAAACCUUAGCUGUCUUAAAUAUUUUAUGUAAAAAAAUCAACAGUGUGUAUGUGUGUUAAUAUAUAUUGUUGUACGUUAGCAAGGUUUUUAAACAGCCUAUUGCUUUAUGUUUUCAAGUACUGCUGGCUCUAAACAUUCAAACAUUUUGUACAGUGGAAAUGAGCAUGAAGUACUUUUUUUUCGAGCAAUUAUAAAUUGCAUUUAAGUAUAUACAGAAUAUUUAUCCCUCUUUGUCAACUACAAAAAAAAUUCCCAGCCUCUUAGUGCUACAUUGAUUUUUGAUAACUUGACAGGAAUAAAUUGGAAAAAGUGUACAUACACAAGCAGGAUAAAAUGCAGCUGGUCAAACUGCAGCACUGCCAAUGUGAGAUUCAAUUAGAACUGUUAUGUCGUACAAAAUGUUUACAUGUAUUCGAUUGAUCUUCACCGUGUAAAGCAAAAUUGUUAUCAAUGUAUUAAAACGGCAUUUAUGCAAAAGAAAUAUUUUCAGACAAGAAAAUGCACAAGGUACCUUUGUUCAUGUGUUCUUUAUAUAUAUUUUUUUAUUUUCUUUUGCACUUUAAAAGCAUAUAAUAAAUCCAAGAGUUGCAUUUAAA
Molecule: messenger RNA, 5232 nt
Organism: Anarrhichthys ocellatus (wolf-eel)
Lineage: Eukaryota; Metazoa; Chordata; Actinopteri; Perciformes; Anarhichadidae
Gene: fkbp5
Product: FKBP prolyl isomerase 5
Exons: 10
Coding region: 1349-2716 (455 amino acids)
Molecular function (GO): protein binding; peptidyl-prolyl cis-trans isomerase activity
Source: RefSeq, a predicted model, not a curated record